AUGUGUGCUUUCUGCCCACCCACUCUUAACGAGCAUGAUUAUCCGGCUACACCUUGCGCUACAUAUGUUUCCUAUCGGAAACAUCAUGCUGUCUCUAAGAAGAUCCCUUCUAUUCCCCCAGCAUCUCUUUCAACAGACUUCCUUGUCAAAUGUAUCCUCGAUGCCUAUGCACUGUAUGUACUCGUGCAUGUCUUUAACAUGGUACAACACACCACGCUAGAAGAUGAAGACAUGCCCUGUACAGCACCCUGGGUUGUCGACAAAGAUUGGGAGAUAUGCGACUACGAGGUCGUUGCUGUCGAUGACAAGAGACAUAUCUCACUUAAUAAGGACGAAGGUCUUUACAAGGACCCUCGUUCAGGUAGCCUCAUCGAUGAUAAGGUUGCCAUUCAUUGCCUUGAGACAGUUGAACACCAUCACUUUACGGUUCUUGCUUGGCGACCUAAAAAGGAUGGAGUCGAAACAUUGCCAUUCCUGGACCGUGAGGGUAACAUCUUGCCCAUUUCUGGGCAUAAUCUCGAGGACCUGCAGGUAUCGGUUGGUAAGAUCGCGACACAUCCUUUCAGUAGCGACAGCAGCAAAGAUAUAUUGCAGCAAGAGAAUGCUGAAUUGAAGGAGAUACUCCGAGAGGAAGCAAUCAAUGAUUUG
Fusarium oxysporum Fo47 is the source of this 648-nucleotide messenger RNA. RefSeq lists its product as uncharacterized. NCBI's taxonomy places the organism in Eukaryota, Fungi, Ascomycota, Sordariomycetes, Hypocreales, Nectriaceae. The transcript has a single exon. The record is from RefSeq and is a predicted model, not a curated record. The annotation marks the transcript as partial.